AUGCUUCCUGUCGGUGCAAUUGUGCUCGGAGUGUUGCUGAUCUCAGCAGGAGGAGAUGCGUUUUUACCAAUUAUAAGCUUCUAUCCUGAUGUGCAGGCUUCUGGAAACGCGAUGGCGUGCCGCUGGUAUAACCUGCCAGCGUACGCAACCGCCGUAACGCAGCAAGUACCGGUCCGUGGCUUCAACCGAGGCGAUGGAGGUUUCAACAUGGACCCGCUCAGUGGCCUCACCUCCAUGUUUAACCGUCUGUAUCCCGAGUCCACCAUGGGAAUGCCGCAAUCACGCCCAAACAUGGUCGUGCGGGUCGAGGACACGAAUCCUGUACGCAACAAGAACCCAGGCACAGCGCUUGUAACACCGAGACCGUCGACCAACGGAAACCGUGAGUUAGAUUACUACUACUCAGACGAAACGCUGUACUAUGAAGAGAAGGACGGUUAUGGCUACGAUGAUUACAGUGAUUCCGAUGGAGAUACGGACACUGUUACGUAUUAUGACAUGUCACAGUCGGCACCCGCACUGGGGAUGGGAUCUGGACCCAGGAACAUCCUUCAGACCUGGUACCAGACGAGUAUGGGACCGUCCGCUAACUCCCCAGCGAUCUCAUCGAUCGAGCAGCGGGAAGGAUAUUACGGUAGUACGAAGGCAUUCGGCGUGGAGACAAGUUUGAGCGAUAGCUCCGAGUGA
This is a messenger RNA of Anopheles nili, 687 nucleotides long. RefSeq lists its product as uncharacterized. The transcript has 3 exons. Lineage: Eukaryota; Metazoa; Arthropoda; Insecta; Diptera; Culicidae. The coding region runs from base 1 to 687 and encodes 228 amino acids. The record is from RefSeq and is a predicted model, not a curated record.